UGGCACCCAUAUGGGAUACCAGCACCUCAGGUGGAGGAUUAGCUUGUUACCCCACCAAGCUGGCCCUGGUUCUUUGAUUAUUUGAACAAACAUAUCAUGUUAUUACCAAACUAUGAUUAUUUUGAGUAAAUUACUUUGUUACCUUUCCUAGACUCUAACAUCUUGGAUAUGUUUUAAUUCACUAGUAUCCUUUCAAAGUGAGGCCUCUCAGAGCUGAAUUCAGACUUCAACAUGAUCUAGCCAUUGCAAAGCAUAUGGAAGGUUCCUUAUUCUGGAUCUCCACUUCUAUCAAGAAAACUAUGUGAAGCAACAUUCUUCAGAUUCUGAAAGACAUCAUUUCAUCAUGGGACAACAAAUUUCGGAUCAGACCCAGUUGGUUAUUAGCAAGUUACCAGAGAAAGUAGCAAAACACGUCACAUUGGUUCGAGAAAGUGGCUCCUUAACAUACGAAGAAUUUCUUGGGAGAGUAGCUGAGCUUAACGAUGUAACUGCUAAAGUGGCUUCUGGCCAGGAAAAACAUCUUCUCUUUGAGGUGCAACCUGGGUCUGAUUCCUCUGCCUUUUGGAAAGUGGUUGUACGGGUGGUGUGUACCAAGAUUAACAAAAGUAGUGGCAUUGUGGAAGCAUCACGCAUCAUGAAUUUGUACCAGUUCCUUCAGCUUUAUAAAGACAUCACAAGCCAAGCAGUGAGUGUGCUGGCCCAGAGAUCCGCCUCUCCAGAACCUGAGGAAGAUGCAUCCUCUGGAGCGUCUUGUCAGGCCAGUCUUUGGAUGGGAAGGGUCAAGCAGCUGACCGAUGAGGAGGAGUGUUGCAUCUGCAUGGAUGGGCGAGCUGACCUCAUCCUGCCAUGUGCUCACAGCUUUUGUCAGAAAUGCAUUGAUAAAUGGAGUGAUCGACACAGGAAUUGCCCUAUCUGUCGGCUACAGAUGACUGGAGCAAAUGAGUCUUGGGUGGUGUCGGAUGCGCCCACUGAAGACGAUAUGGCUAACUACAUACUGAACAUGGCUGAUGAGGCCGGCCAGCCGCACCGGCCAUGAGCCCCGUGAAGAUCUGCUGCUGUGGACCACACGCUUCGGUCACGGACGAAAACUGCUGUGGCAGAUAAACAAUGAGUUUCUCCACCCUCCUAUUUUUGCUAUACUCACACACUGCCCCAUGCUUUUUAUAUAAACUAUCCAUGUCUUCCACUGAUAAUAACCUAAAAUUUGCUACUGUUUCAGACCAUGUUUCCCUAUUUAUUUGUUCUAAAGUGCAUUAGAACUAAUUGCUCUUGAGUGCUCUGCUAGCUGAUAACAGCAAUAUCUCCAGAGGCUUUUGGUCACACUGCAGUUUUUCAGGAAAUAACUAUUCUGGAGUCUUUAGAUUUAAAAUAAGCCUUGAAAUUAAACACUGGAGAAAUCGUUACGUGACUAAACAUGUGGGCCAUGUCAAAGUGCGUGUUACUACUUAGAUUAUCUUUCUGCUGGGCUCUAAGGACUGUGUCUGCCCCCUUGUGGUUAAUUACUGCUCUUAAUUUUUACUUGAAUGCUCCACCGUUUUCAGGACUUCAACAAUGUGUUUUGGAGCUGCCUAGUGUUGUUGCUUCGAAAGGUGGUGGUGUUUGCCCUGCUGUGUAAACUGGAUGAGGACUGUAGAGCUGGGCAUGACCGCUUCAUAAACAGACCUCCACAAGGGAUGCUCCGGGGCUGUUCUGGAAAGGUCUUCCCCAGCGGAGCAACUGCUCUCCAUGGCUCCUGUGAAUGCUCACAGUCUCGGAAGGAAACUUUCCCUCGUCACAAGCACUAAACUUUAUAUUCCCAGCUAUGAUAAGUCAUUCAGUGUUGGUUUGUGGUACCUCUGUUUUCUCAACUUGAAGAUGUUUCAUGGUCCUCAAAUUUCAGAGAUUGAGAGGAGAAUAUAGGGUAAGCCACCCCCCUUUUUAACUAUAUAGUGUAAAACACCUCUGAAAAUGACAAAUUUUGCUUACUCUUUCAUUCUACUGCUUUGAAAGUAUCUGAACAAGCAUAUAAUUAUCCUUAGUACCUCAAAACAUUUUUCAGAAUUUUUGUCUAUGGCAUACAAUUCUUAACAUUAGCAUUUCAGCAUAUAAAAACUAGGGCUUGACAUCACCUUUUAAAAAUAGUCACUGUCCAUGUAAUUGUUUUGACCUCUUAUUGAUAAUUUGCAAAUGCUAGCUAGCUAUUUUCCUAAGUACCCAGGGAUCACUGUGUAAGUCACUGCUUAUUAAUGACAAAUUUUGAAAGCUAAGAUCUUAAUAAGCAUGCCUGUAAAACCCAUCUCAGAAGUUUGACUGAAAGUAGCUUCAUUUUUACCUCUGAGAACUAGCACAGCCCAUUAACAUUGGUGAUGAGGACAGUGAAGUACUUCACCAUAGCUGUUGAGGUCUUGCCAGCCUGGGGAUACACUUGAUGGCUGUGUGACCUGGAGAAAGUUUCUCAUAUUUCUAAGUUCCUACUUUAAGAAUUGACUUCAUCUGUACUUUUCCCAAUAUUUCAACACUUGAGCCUUUUCUUUCCCCAGGCAAAUAUCUUAGAGUUAUUAUAUACAACUCUCCUCAUAUGAACUUGAUAUACUAUAGUAACUAAAGUCAGCCAAUGAAAACAGAAUAAAGCAUUCUAGUAAGUAAAAGUGUAUUAAAAUUUGGUAACAAGUCUGUAUAAUGGGAAUUAUAUUUGUUUACACACAGAGAGAGACACCAGUUAAAAUUCAGGUCAACUUUACAGAAGCCUGAAUCUCCCCCAUUUACUCCUAGUAGUCCAUGAAAGAUGAUUCUGGAAGCUUUGGGAGAGAUGAUUCUCUGAGAACUUCAGUUGGGAUUAGACCUGCUGAGUCUAACUCAGGUUGCCUAACUUUAAGAUGUUUCUGAAAUUGCAGUGGCGUUACAGAUGUUUGAUCUUUCCAGAGACAAUUAUUCUUCUGCCAAGUAGUUAUAUCAUAGCAGCCCAACAACUCGACCUUGCCCAACACUUUUUACUUUACAAUAUGAACUCCAAGACAUUAACUGAUCUACUGUGAAAUGUGGAGUGUUAUUAUUAGCCUUAUCAAAUCAAUGAGCACAGUUCUUGCUCACUCCAUUAAACUGGGUGAUGAUUCUUUAAAUGUGAAUGGUCAGUAGGUUCUACUGUAAUAACUAAUCAUGAAAGUUGUAAAUUUGCUUCAUGGAUGAAAUGUACACUUUUUGUAUUCUGUACAGCUUUUCCUUUUUAAAAGCAGAAGUACUUAAAUGCACUCACUAUGAUAGGAGAUAUAAUGUGUGCCUUCUAGGAUUUGUGAAAUGGUCUCAUGAACUCUAAUUCGUAUUAUAGAUCAUACAGAUUUUCCUCUCCUAACUCAAUAAUGAAGAGUUUACUUGUGUUAUAGUGCUAUAAAACUGUGGUUUGGGAAAAUGAGUUUGCUAUGUAUUGAAUUUAGAGGUGAGAAUGUUAGUUUGGUUUUAUUCUUAGAACAAACUAAUAAAUUGUGCAAUAACUAAUCUUUAGCCAGAAAAUGUUAGCUAAUUGAAAAAUGUUUUUCUUACCAUGUAAUUUCACAUUCUUACAUAUGAAAUGUUUAUAUUCCUUAGAGGACUAUUUUAUAUUGUGCUCUGGGGGGUUGUGAUGUUUGUGUGCUGUGUUUUAAAAUUCAUUUCAAGUUGGACUUGAUUUUAUGAUUGUAUUUAAUAUUUUUCUGAUAAUAAGGUUGCCUGAAAAUAUCUGUUCAACACUUUUUUUUAACAUCGGGAUAGUUGGGCUCAUUAAAAUGUGGUCUAAAUAA
This is a messenger RNA of Ochotona curzoniae (black-lipped pika), 3752 nucleotides long. RefSeq names its product ring finger protein 141 (gene RNF141). Gene Ontology annotation, biological process: protein autoubiquitination. The transcript has 6 exons. Lineage: Eukaryota; Metazoa; Chordata; Mammalia; Lagomorpha; Ochotonidae. Bases 344 to 1036 code for a protein of 230 amino acids. Gene Ontology annotation, molecular function: ubiquitin-protein transferase activity. The record is from RefSeq and is a predicted model, not a curated record.